CACGCUACGCGCAGCCGCACCGCCAUCAACGCCAUCAAGAAUGGCUCGCUGUCGCGCUUCCGCGGUCUCGCUACCCCCGUCAGCCACGGCUCCAAGACUGAGAGCACCACCCUCAGCAACGGCUUCACCAUUGCCACCGAGCACUCUCCCUACGCCCAGACUUCCACCGUCGGUGUUUGGAUCGAUGCUGGCAGCCGCGCCGAGACCGACAAGACCAACGGCACUGCUCACUUCCUCGAGCACCUUGCCUUCAAGGGAACCCAGAAGCGCAGCCAGAGCCAGCUCGAGCUCGAGAUUGAGAACAUGGGUGGCCACCUGAACGCCUACACUUCGGUGAGACAAGCUUUGUCACCCUUAAUUCAACCUAUACCUAACACCUUCCACAGNCGCGAGAACACCGUCUACUAUGCCAAGUCCUUCAACUCCGACGUCCCCAACACCGUCGACAUCCUUUCCGACAUUCUCCAGAACUCCAAGCUCGACGCCCAGGCUAUCGAGCGCGAGCGCGACGUCAUUCUUCGCGAGCAGGAGGAGGUUGACAAGCAGCUUGAGGAGGUUGUCUUCGACCACUUGCACGCCACCGCUUUCAUGAACCAGCCCCUUGGUCGCACCAUCCUCGGCCCCAAGGAGAACAUCCAGUCCAUCAGCCGUGAUGACCUGACCAACUACAUCAAGACCAACUACACCGCUGACCGCAUGGUCCUCGUUGGCUCUGGUGGUGUUCCUCACCAGGAGCUCGUCCAGCUCGCCGAGAAGUACUUCGGCAACAUCCCCAUGGCUCCCCCAACUUCGACCGCUCAGGCCAUUGCCAACGCCCAGAAGGAGAAGCCCGACUUUGUUGGUUCUGAGGUCCGUAUCCGUGACGACACCAUCCCUACCGCCAACAUCGCCAUCGCCGUCGAGGGUGUCAGCUGGAAGGACGACGACUACUUCACCGCCCUGGUUACCCAGGCCAUUGUCGGUAACUGGGACCGUGCCAUGGGUAACUCGCCCUACCUCGGCAGCAAGCUCAGCACCUUCAUCCACGAGCACAAGCUCGCCAACAGCUUCAUGAGCUUCUCCACCAGCUACAGCGACACUNNGGCCUAUCUUAUUUGCGCAUUUACUAACGUUCUUUGGGGUAUCUACCUCGUCACCGAUGCCGUCACCCGUAUCGACGAUCUUGUCCACUUCACCCUCCGCGAGUGGUCUCGCCUGUCAAUGCAGGUCUCCGAGUCCGAGGUUGAGCGCGCCAAGGCUCAGCUCAAGGCUUCGAUCCUUCUCUCGCUCGACGGCACCACCGCCGUUGCCGAGGACAUUGGUCGCCAGAUCAUCACCACCGGCCGUCGUCUCGCGCCCGAGGAGGUUGAGCGUGUUGUUUCUCAGAUCACCGCCAAGGACGUCAUGGACUUCGCCAAGCGCAAGCUCUGGGACCGCGAUAUCGCCAUCUCUGCCGUUGGUCAGAUUGAGGGUCUGCUCGACUACUCGAGAGUCCGCAAUGACAUGACCAGAAUGCUGUCGUAA
Molecule: messenger RNA, 1503 nt
Organism: Aureobasidium musti
Lineage: Eukaryota; Fungi; Ascomycota; Dothideomycetes; Dothideales; Saccotheciaceae
Source: the annotation of a GenBank genome assembly